AUGUGGAACGACAUUGACUGGGAUUUUCGGGAUGUAUGUGCGCAAUUGGACAAGCCUGUGUAUCACCGAAUGUUGGACAUUCAGAGAAAGGGUUACUCAUCCGGAGGAAAGACAUUGAAUCGACGAUGUGUUGAGAAAAGACGUAAGAGAAGAAAUGGACAGUAUUUUUGGGACGAUGUGGAUGGAGCAAUCGAGCUACGUUAUGUUCAACCGCGACAGGGUUAUAUUGCCGUGUCUUGCCCUUGGCAGCUUCCUAGGCCUAACGAUGUCGUGACAGGGAAGUAUCGGAUCGAGCCGGACUGUGACAUGAAAGAACUUAAAUAUCCUCAAGAUGUGGUGCUAGAUAGGGUCACAAAGUUUGCCGAUGUCGAAGGUAUGCCUUUCUGGAUCGAUAAACUAUGUAUCGACCAGCUAGAUGGCAGUGAUGAAAAAGAAAUUGCAAUCCAAUCAAUGGACAUGAUAUAUAAGCAAAGCGCGCUGUCGCUUGGUUUAUUAUUUGUGCGCAUUGAUUCGAAGGAAGAAGUAGAAUGUCUUCGCGAUCUGAUGUGCGGAAGUUGCGUUACGGAAUGGCAGAACCGUCGAGGAAAUGACGAAUACAGUUUGGCCGUUUCUCUCCAGAAGGCUCGGAAAGUGUUAGAAGUCCUUGAUCUGAUAGUAAAGGACAUGUGGUGGGAAAGGGCCUGGAUCUUCCAAGAAGAGUACCUCUCCGGAGUUCGCAUGCGCCUUCUUAUCCGCUCAUCACAAUCAACUCGCCUAAAAUCGUCGUCUAUGGGAUUCGGCAAUAUUCCUGGCGAGCUUGAAGUGGGAGCUGUUGAAUUCCGUGAAGAAGCCACUCGAUUCUGUCUAGCGUUUCGUCAACGAGCUGGAGUUUCGGAAGGGGAGAAAAAUAAGUGUACAGAGAUCCUGAAGAAGGCGGGAAAAUACAACAUCUUGCUCCCUCGCAACACUGCUGGCAUGACUCUAGAGGCCAUGUCGCCGACCAUCUUCGAGGAAAUUGGGAGACGGAAUAUGGAAUAUACCUCCGAUAUCCUCGCAAUCGCCCCCAACGCUUGUGACUACUCAGAACGACUGAAUACCAACAAACUGCAGCAAGAAAGGGAGAGUUUAAGUCUUUCGAUUCUCACGCUUUAUGUCCUCAAUGGUGAGAUUUUGCGCCAUAACUCGCCCCCUAGAAAACACUUUAUUGGCAAUAUAUUCGAAUUUUUGAAGCAUAACACUUUGAAUGUUGAGCUACCUCUUGAGGAGAAGGGACUUACAUUUAUCAAACAUUGCCGCUUUCCGAACGUCACGUUAUCUCGAGCUGGAAUUAAAACCAAGGGCAUCAUCUGGAAACUGAGGAAGAAAAUCGAUCCACACCAUUUUUCUACGAUGGGGAGGAUAAUCAAUAAGUGUCACCUCCAUCCGAAGAUACGUGAGAAAAUCAACAGACAUCACUAUUGGGAACAUUCACGCAAAUGCCUCGAUUAUUAUGAACAUCAAGCGCUCUGGAUUCUCGUUGAUUGGCUCCUCUAUGGUGAGAGUAGAUCGUAUCGAGUACUCGCGCGCUUCCUGAUGGAUUUUCUUGAGAAUAUCGCGCCAGAUGGUUACGUGGAAGACUGGACUUGGAAACAUAUCAUGUACGUGAUGGCAAUCAGCGUAGCUCGAGCCAUUCGAGAUGGCAGACAGCUCCGCCUGGGAUGUGUUUGCUGUGAUGAUAAGAAUUCUCCCUAUACUGCAAUUUUCGUCAGAGAUAGAGUCGAUCGGCAGAGUAACGAGUGCUUCGCUUUAACGUCUUGGGCCCCCGCAAAGGAAAUUACCCAAGGGAAUCUUCUGCUGAGCAGUUGCUCAAAAUAUACAUCUCUGGAAAUAGAUUACAAUGGCUCUGUGGAUGGGCCACCCAGGGCUGUACCAAAGAGAUGGCUAAACGGUUUAUGUUUCUUUUCUACUACUGACGCCGAGGAGGUCGUAAUUCCUUGGCCUAGAUCGAUUAGAGGUUAA
Messenger RNA from Endocarpon pusillum Z07020, 1977 nucleotides. RefSeq lists its product as uncharacterized. The record is from RefSeq and is a predicted model, not a curated record. The coding region runs from base 1 to 1977 and encodes 658 amino acids. NCBI's taxonomy places the organism in Eukaryota, Fungi, Ascomycota, Eurotiomycetes, Verrucariales, Verrucariaceae. The transcript has a single exon.